CACGCAAGCGGGCGGCCUUCUCCUAAGCCAAGUUGUGCAGGGCACUUCGAAUCUCCAAGCCGACAUGACAUCACAGGUCGGAACGUCUUCCGAGGAGUGUCUGAGGUGAUUACCCAGAGGCCCGCCCGCUGGCACUCCCGACGAAUAAAAUGCGGGAGGCUGCUGGAAUGGAGGACCCAAUUGCCCCACCAACCCAGCUGUUUCACUACGAAAAUGUCUCUCCCUACCUUCGACGUCUCCAGCACUGCCGAGCAGGUCGCAGAUACCUUCGCUAGCGACAUCGCUGGGAAGAACGUCCUCGUCACCGGCACGUCGCAGAAUGGCAUCGGCUUUGAGACCGCGCGGGUUAUCGCCAAAUAUGCCAACCUCGUCAUCAUCACCGGCUACAGCUUGGAGCGUCUUCAGAAGUCCGCUGAGGCUCUCCGCAAAGAGGGUGGAAAGGCUGAGAUUCGUCCUCUUGUUCUCGACCUCGCCUCCCUCGCUGCUGUCCGCAAGGCCGCUGCUGAGGUUAACGCCUACUCUGAGCCCCUCCAUGUUCUCAUUCACAAUGCGGCGGACACCAACGCAACUUACCGCAUCACCGAAGACGACAUCGAAGGCCAGAUGGCCAUCGACCACCUCGGCCCCUUCCUCCUCACGAAACUUCUAUACCCCAAACUCCUUGCCUCUACUUCUUCCUCGUGGCUCCCCCGUAUCGUCAUCGUUGCUUCUGGUGCCCAGGGCGCUGGCCCCGGCAUCGACUGGACGAUGCUCCGCAAGCCCCACCCCGGCUCACCGCAGGAGAGCAGUGUCUUCGCGCGCUACCACGAGGCCAAGUCCGCAAACGUGCUGUUUGCCCUUGCGCUCGCCAAGCGCUGCGAGGGGAAGCUCCGCGCCUACAGUUUGCAUCCCGGUAUCAUCUUCAGCAACAUCUUCACGAAGGAGGCGAUGCUUCCGGCGCUCAAGGCCAUGGGCGAUAUCAAGGAAGACGGAUCACAGAACCCUGAUGCAUCCCACCCGUGGAAGACCAUCCCAGAGGGCGCUGCCACCACCCUCGUUGCGGCCUUCGAUCAUCGCCUAAAUGACAAGUCCGGCGCCUACCUGAUGGACUGCGCCGACGCCAGCGAGACUGCCGGCGGGCCGCACAACCGCAGCGCGUUCAACUCGGAUAUCGCCAAUGCGGAUAAGUUGUGGACGCUGUCGGAGGAGAUCGUCGGGGAGGAGUUCAAGAUCUAA
This is a messenger RNA of Mycena indigotica, 1215 nucleotides long. Its product is annotated as Short-chain dehydrogenase/reductase family protein. The transcript has 7 exons. Lineage: Eukaryota; Fungi; Basidiomycota; Agaricomycetes; Agaricales; Mycenaceae. The record is from RefSeq and is a predicted model, not a curated record. The coding region runs from base 214 to 1215 and encodes 333 amino acids.